UGCAGAUUGUAGGCUAUCAUAGCUCUACCAUCUAUAAUGGAUUUGUUCAUACGAGCCUCUUUGUUUUUGUGGAUUUCUGUGGGGAUUGUAUCUACGGCCAGUACAGCAUGCAGUGAAGAGGAUGCAGAUAAUACCACUUCUACAGAAUUCAAACAUGUGUUCGAGAAUAUGGCCUAUGAGUUUUCUCAAAAGCCAAAGAGCUGGUCUCAAGCCCAGGAGUCCUGCAAGGAACGAGGAGGGAAACUUCUGAGGGAUCUGAAUUGCAAGACCAAGAGCUUCCUUCAGGACUUCUCGAAAGAGAGACACACAAAAAACCUCACUUGGUGGGUGGCUAAGGGUGUUAUAGGGCAGUACCAGGUGCCAGUGAUCGUGUAUAAUGCUACAGGAGAGACUGGUACUUCUAAGAGUAAUGGGAGGGUCCCGCUCCUCUGCACCUAUGUGAUGAUGGAUCCCUUUCAGCUGGUGACCUCAACCAACUGCAGCGCUCAGCGUGGCUUCCUCUGCACCCUGGUUUUUAAUAUCUCUACAAAUGCAUCAAAGAGUAUGGACAAACAGGGAGCAAGUGGCAAAUCAAGACACUGGAGAAGCCAUCAAAUUAAAGUAAACCGUAUGUCAAGGAGUCUGUCUAGCAUGGAGAAACAAGUGACCAAGAUGGAUGAGCUCCUCAAGGAGGCUCAGAUGGAACUGGAAAGAAUGGAAAAGGCUAUAGGAGAGCCUACAGACGCCAACGGGAAAAAGUACCUUGAGCUUCUACUACAUGGAACACAGAUGCUGUUUCCAAGUGCUUUGAGAUUAGACAACACAACAGCUAGCCUCCUCAUCAACUGUGCUGGGGGUGUCAUACUCCUCAAAAUGAAAAGAUGUAGCAAGGACAGUGACACUAAAGUGGACAAGGAAAUGUUUGAUUUGACCUUUGAGAUUUAUAAGGCGGUAAGCUUAGUAAUGACCACAGAACUAAAUGAGGCCUUCAUCGUGAAGCACCCAACAGGCAGCAUCUACCAGAUCAGCCUCACCCAAUCACAAAUGCAUAACAAGGUUCUCGGGUCAGAUGACGAUGCAUACAUCAAGCUUCCAUCUUUCUCAGCAUUACAGUCCUCUCUGGAAAACCACUCAGUUGUUAAUGUGCAGAUGACCACUUUUAUGGGCAACCCAUAUCCGUCGACUGAAAACAUCACAGGAACAGUGUGUACCCUUGUACUAAGGGAUGGAUUGACGGAAAUCAGUGUAGAAAACUUGACAGAGCUAAUUGAGAUCGUUCUGCCACGCCCAGAUGCUCCUGUGCUCUCUGGUAUAAAUGUAUCCUUGGAGGAAGGGGCUCAGGUUGGGACCUCUUUCAACACUACGGACCCCAACAUCACAGUCAUAUUCACCGUAGAGCCCAGUGUCAAUGUGUCCAUAGAACUGCUGCUGGGCCUGGGCUCCCCACCCAAUGACACCCACUAUAAACACCGCACCGUCCUGAGACACACAGAGGGUUAUCGCUGGCUGGUCACCCCUGAGAUGUUGGAAAAGGGAACAGGCACCUGGUAUGUGAAUGCCAGUCUGUUUAACUCAACCUGGAGCAAAGGAUUGACACUACAGAUCACCACCUUCACUACUAAGUGCAUGUACUGGAACACUAAACAGCUGACAUGGAGCAUAGCUGGCUGCUGGGUGGGUAUACAGUCAACUCCCAGGAUGACACAUUGUCUGUGUAACCACCUGACAUCGUUUGGGAGCUCUUUCUUUGUGAUGCCCAACUACGUAGACGUGUCGCUCACAGCUCAGUACUUUGCCACAGUGAAUGAGAACUAUGUGGUGGUGGCGUUGCUCUCUGCCUUCUUUGGCCUGUACCUGGUCACUCUGCUCUGGGCCUGCUAUGCAGACAGGAGGGCCCUCACCAGGAGGAAGAUGACACUCCUGAAGGAUAACCACCCAUGUGCCAAUUAUAACUACCUACUGAAUGUCCAGACUGGCAGUCGGAGAGGGGCGGGUACCUCUGCCAAUGUGACAGUCAAGUUGGUGGGUACACAGGGAGAGAGUGAGCCCCACCACCUAAGUGACCCUGAUAAACCAGUAUUUGAGAGAAGGGGUGUGGACUUGUUCCUGGUGACCACACCCUUUCCCCUGGGGGAGCUGACGGGCAUCCAGCUGUGCCAUGACAACUCUGGGGGGCACCCCUCCUGGUAUCUCAACAAGGUGACGAUCCAAGACCUGCAGAGACAGAAGGUUUGGCAUUUCCUAUCCUCAUCAUGGCUGAGCUCCGACAGGGGGGAGGGGCUGACCAAGAAGACCCUCAACGCUGCCAAGAAGAAUGAGAUCAGAAGCUUUAGAAAUAUUUUCCAGACCAGGACGUCGUCAGGUUUUAGAGACCAGCACAUCUGGGUGUCCAUCGUAGACCCUCCCUGGCGUAGCCCGUUCACCCGAGCACAGAGGGUGUCCUGCUGCAUGAGCCUCCUGCUCUGCACCAUGGCCAUCAACAUCGCCUUCUGGAAAAUCCCCAAAAACCAGCAGUCUCCUGUCAUCUUCACCAUUGGUUCGCUGGAGGUCACUUGGGAGGAGAUCAUGGUGGGGGUGGAAAGCGGUUUGCUCAUGUUCCCCAUCAACAUCCUCAUCAUCACCAUAUUCCGCAGUAUCAAGUCGCGAGUUGCCCAACCAAAGGAGAAGAACCACGAUAUGCAGGGCCUGAAACCCCUCGCUGUUACCAUGCCAACCAUUCUUAAGGACACAGAGGAGAUGGUGAAUCUGCUCUGUAAGAGCCAGAAGAACAAAGUGCCUGAGCUAGAAAAGAAGCUGGAGUCAUGCGAUGACCUUUGCUCAGCCUUGGGCAGAGUGCAAGGGGUCAUUCAGCUUAUGCAAGGGUUGAGUGAGGGUGACCCACACUGGAUCUACUGCAGCAAGUUUGUCCUGUACUUCCUCCACCACCUGUCCAUGUGCCUGGAGCGGCUGGAUGAGAGUGCCUUCCCCACCCCAGAGGCCCGUCAACACAUCCUGAACACCGUCCACCUGCUGCAGAAGACGUCCGAGAUGGUUUUUACCAGCCACAUGGCUUACAGUCCUCCCCGUGUUGCUAGGGAGAAAAGAAAAAGCUCAAGCUGCUGGCUGCCCUGGUGGUUUGUGUUUGUGGGCUGGUUCUUGCUCGUCUCCAUCAGUGUGGUGUCCACGUACUUUACCCUGAUGUAUGGCUUUGCCUAUGGGAGGGAGAAAUCCAUCCAGUGGGUUAUCUCUCUGGCCAUGUCCCUCUUCCAGAGCAUCUUCAUCCUGCAGCCUCUUAAGGUAAUUGGUAUGGCGAUCUUCUUUGCCCUCCUCCUCAAACCAGUGGCAGUAGAAGACAGUGAGGAGGUUGGACUACUCCUGAAAGAACAACAGGAGAUGUGUAAAUUGUACUCCGGUAGGGAGAUACACUGAAGAAACACAAUUUAGCUCUACAUGCUGUCUCCAGAGGAUCGAUGGCGUUGGAAGACCUGAUGCCCUACAACAGACAUCCUCUGCUCUGCUGCGCUGACUAUCAACGUGGCAAACUGAGAAUAUGAGUUCUUUGAAAAUAUAGUUGUUUUUAUUGAAUACUUGUUACUCUUAUAAGAAAUGUAUAAGGCAUAAUAUGUUUGAAUGUACUGAAAACUACUGUAUAAUUGAAAUUGUAAUAUUUAGUAAUAAGCUGAUAGUUAGAAACUUUUAUUCCUGUGGAUUGUAUGAAGUUACUCAAUGUACUCGGUUAUAUUUAUUUUAUCACAAACCGCUGAUAUAUUAUUUUACAUUGUACAUUUAUAUUUACUUUUAAGUAACAUACAGUCACCUCCAAAAUCAUUGUCACCAGAGCUAUAUUGAAUGUUUUCUGAGAUUAAAUAACACAUUGCGAACGAUCUUAGACCACUCCUCCAUACAUAAUCUUUCCAGAUCCAUGAUAUCCUUCUGUCUGCGCUCUGGACUGCACUCUUCAGUUCAAACCACAGGUUUUCAAUGGGGUUCAAGUCCGGAGACUGAGAUGGCCUUUGAAAAUGUAGAUUUUCUUGGUUAAUUUAUAAUUUCUUUGUGGAUUUUUAUGUGUGCUUGGGGUCAUUGUCUUGCUGGAAGAUCCACUUGUAGCUAAGUUUCAGCCUCUUAGUAGAGGCAACCAGGUUUUUGGCUAAAAUGUCCUGGUACUUGGUACAGUUCAUGAUACCGUUCGUUGACCUUAACAA
Molecule: messenger RNA, 4160 nt
Organism: Oncorhynchus kisutch (coho salmon)
Lineage: Eukaryota; Metazoa; Chordata; Actinopteri; Salmoniformes; Salmonidae
Gene: pkd1l3
Product: polycystic kidney disease 1-like 3
Exons: 23
Coding region: 37-3387 (1116 amino acids)
Biological process (GO): detection of mechanical stimulus
Cellular component (GO): membrane
Molecular function (GO): calcium channel activity; protein binding
Source: RefSeq, a predicted model, not a curated record